CGUGCACCUUGCAUUUUCUUACCCUGCCCCGUGCCCUCUCUUCCGCAAACCUUUCUAGAUUCUUUCUUUAACGAAAAAAAAAAAAAAAACAAGACCAAGAAAGAACACUUCACAUGCUCUGUUUCCAUAGCCAGAAAUAGCCAUAAAACAAUCUUAGUUUCAAUUCCAUAAUCUCCUCCUCCAUAGCCACAACCAUGCUUCCACUGCAAUUCAGCAACCACCCUCACCACCCUCCACCAUCGCUGUUUGUGAGCAGCUCCAACAACAACGCUUGUUGCUCCUCCUCUCGCCUCCUCUACCACCACAACAGAAACAACAAGGUGCACCACCUUCUUCUUCGCUCCAACGUCGGAACCCUCAACCUUAGGGUUUUCGCAGUGUCUGGUAGCUCCGCGUUCAAGAUGAACCUCAACGAGUACCUCGUCACUCUCGAGAAGCCCCUAGGCAUUCGAUUCGCGCUAACUUCUGACGGCAAAAUCAUCGUCCACUCUCUCACCAAAGGGGGUAAUGCGGAGAGGUCCAGGAUAAUUAUGGUGGGCGACACUUUGAAGAAAGCUGGCGAUUCGUCUCAGAACACUCUUGUUGAAAUUAAAGACGUUGGAGAUACACAGAAGGUGCUAAAUGAGCAAACAAGUUCUUUUAGCUUGGUUCUUGAGAGGCCAACAUCUCCUUUUCCCAUUCAACUACUGCACAAGAUGAAUGAUCUUGAAAUAGUGUUCAAUAGAGGUCGAGUUCCUAUUGCCACAUGGAACAAGACUCUAUUGGCAUCAAAUUUACAACCAUCUAGUGAGAGCUGCGGGAAUGCCGGAUUUCUGAUGUUCAACUCAAAAUUUCUUAAACCAAAUGGAAGCAAGUUAUUGAGCAAUCAAAAUCAACAUAUCAUCACCCAUGGUGAGAGAAACAUUGUUACUGAACACACAACACAACUUGCUUGUGUUUUUACCGAAGAAGUGUGUGGAGAUGGAGAUUGGGCUCAUGGAAGUUUUCCGCUUGAGGAAUACAUUCAGGCUCUGGAUCGUUCCAAAGAUGAGAUGUACUAUAAUCACUCUCUUGGUAUGCGCUAUAGUAAGAUUACAGAGCAAAUAUAUGUGGGAUCCUGUAUACAAACAGAAGAUGAUGUAGAAACCUUGUCAAAAGUUGAGGGAGUUACUGCUGUUCUGAACUUCCAAAGUGGAACUGAAGCUGAAAAUUGGGGAAUCAAUGCAAAAUCAAUCAAUGAAUCUUGUCAAAGGAAAAAUAUUCUCAUGAUCAACUAUCCUAUACGGGAGGGGGAUUCUUAUGAUAUGAGGAAAAAACUCCCAUUUUGUGUGGGACUUUUAUUACGGUUGCUAAGGAAGAAUCUUCGUGUUUUUGUUACUUGCACUUCUGGAUUCGAUCGUUCUCCUGCUUGUGUGAUUGCAUACCUACAUUGGAUGACAGAUGUUUCCCUUCAUGCAGCAUAUACUUGGGUCACUGGGAUGCACACAUGCAGGCCUGACAGACCGGCAAUUGCAUGGGCAACAUGGGAUCUUAUAGCCAUGGCUGAAAAUGGAAGACAUGAUGGGCCUCCCACACAUGCUGUCGUGUUUGUGUGGAAUGGUCAUGAGGGAGAGGAUGUAACUUUGGUAGGAGAUUUUACUGGAAAUUGGAAAGAGCCACUGAAGGCAAAGCACCAAGGUGGAUCAAGACACGAAGUAGAAGUUAAACUACCACAAGGAAAGUAUUACUACAAGUUCAUUGUUAAUGGACAAUGGAAGCAUUCAACUGCUUCACCAGCAGAAAGGGAUGACAGGGGAAAUGUUAACAAUAUAAUUGUGAUUGGUGAAACUGCCAGCGUUCGGCCUUCUGUUCAGCACCAGCAGAAAGAUGCCAACGUUGUCAAAGUGAUUGAAAGGCCUUUGAAUGAAAAAGAGCGGUUUAUGCUGGCGAAAGCAGCUCGUUGUAUUGCUUUCUCUAUCUGUCCUAUCAGAUUAGCUCCCAAAUAGUUGCAUGCAAAUAUCACAAUGUACAGAGUUGCAGUUGUUGUACAUGUUACCGGGGGCCGUACAAAAUUUGGUCGCAGUUCUGAGGGCACGUUGCAGAGAGUAAUCACACCCUGGGGUAUGUCUUGUCAUUCAACUAGUGAAAUAAAUGAGAUGGUCAUGUUCAUUGCACUGCUAAACUUGACUCUCUUUCCCCUCGUUCUGUUAUUCGUACUAAAUAGUCCUAUUUAUAGUAGGAAUUCACAUGUAGUACUCGCUAUUUACCAAAUGUUGGCCUAAGUAAUUUGCUAUAAUGGAUAACGUAUAGCUUUUUUAAUUUGAGUUUAUGACAAAUGCAAGGCACCAUAGCAUUUAUGUAAUGUUGAGUUAAAAUUGUGAGGUUGCUUUCAGUACUACUACUAUUUUAUAAUUUCUUAUUUUCCGUUGUUUAUGUAGAGAAUAGGGGGUGACCCCAUGUCAGAUUGGAUUGGAUUGGAUCUGUGGCAUUUUAUGAUCCCAUCUGAUCAAUUUUAAUCUAUUUAGUUUGGAUUGGAUUGAA
Molecule: messenger RNA, 2499 nt
Organism: Glycine soja
Lineage: Eukaryota; Viridiplantae; Streptophyta; Magnoliopsida; Fabales; Fabaceae
Product: phosphoglucan phosphatase LSF1, chloroplastic-like
Exons: 10
Coding region: 195-1964 (589 amino acids)
Biological process (GO): protein dephosphorylation; starch catabolic process
Cellular component (GO): chloroplast; starch grain
Molecular function (GO): carbohydrate phosphatase activity; protein tyrosine/serine/threonine phosphatase activity; protein binding
Source: RefSeq, a predicted model, not a curated record